Molecule: messenger RNA, 1784 nt
Organism: Jaminaea rosea
Lineage: Eukaryota; Fungi; Basidiomycota; Exobasidiomycetes; Microstromatales
Product: putative NADH dehydrogenase 49K chain
Exons: 4
Coding region: 61-1515 (484 amino acids)
Biological process (GO): mitochondrial electron transport, NADH to ubiquinone
Molecular function (GO): NADH dehydrogenase (ubiquinone) activity; NAD binding; quinone binding
Source: RefSeq, a predicted model, not a curated record
AUUGCAGCUCAUUAUCACCAUCACCACCACCACCACCACCCUCCUCACCACUCACCCACCAUGCUCGCCGCACGAGCAACAAGGGGGGCAUUUGCCCUUCGCUCCUCGGCCUCCGCACGAGCUGGCCCUUCAUCAAUCUCUGCGCCCCUCCUGCGUCGCUCCCUAGCCACCGAAGCCGACCCAGACCGUUGGGCCACCAACACUGAAGGCGCAGGCGUCCGUCCUAGCAGCAAAGCCGUGCCUACCUCGCCACAGGCACCAGGCAAUGCCUCGACACACAUCCUCGAGGACAUGCACACCACGACGGCACACGAGAUCCUCUCCGAGAGCGGAUCCCGCAAAGAAGCUAGCCUGCGCCACUUUACCGUCAACUUCGGUCCUCAACACCCGGCAGCUCACGGCGUGUUGCGCUUGAUCCUAGAGCUCAACGGUGAAGAGGUGCUGCGAGCUGACCCGCACGUUGGUUUGCUUCACCGUGGAACGGAGAAGCUCAUCGAGUACAAGAACUACACGCAGGCGCUGCCUUACUUUGACCGACUCGACUAUGUCAGCAUGAUGACCAACGAGCUCUGCUACUCGCGUGCUGUGGAGAAGUUGUUGAACAUCGAGGUACCUGAGCGAGCCAAGUGGAUUCGCACCUUGUUCGGGGAGAUUACCCGCAUCUUGAAUCAUUGCAUGGCCGUCCUCUCGCACGUCAUGGACGUCGGCGGGUUGACCCCUUUUCUGUGGGCCUUUGAGGAGAGGGAGAAGCUCAUGGAGUUCUACGAGAGGGUCAGUGGGGCGCGAUUGCAUGCCGCCUACGUGCGACCGGGAGGUGUGGCAUUCGACUUGCCUCAUGGCUUGCUCGAUGAUAUCCACAAGUGGGCGACGCAGUUCGGCUCGCGCAUCGACGAAAUCGAGGAAGUCGUCACUGGCAACCGUAUCUGGAAGUCGCGCACCAUUGGCGUGGGCAAGGUGACAGCCGAAGAAGCCCAGAACUACGGCUUCUCAGGCGUCAUGUUGCGCGGCUCUGGCGUACCUUGGGAUAUCCGCAAGGUAGCCCCUUACGACGCCUACGACCAGGUCGACUUCGACGUGCCAGUCGGCAAGAACGGAGACUGCUAUGAUCGCUACCUGUGCCGUAUUGAGGAGUUUAGGCAGAGUCUGCGUAUCAUCGAGCAGUGCAUUAACAAGAUGCCGGGAGGGCAGAUCAAGGUCGACGACCACAAGAUUGUUCCCCCGCCGAGGGCCAACAUGAAGGAGAGCAUGGAGUCCCUCAUCCACCACUUCAAGCUCUUCUCCGAGGGAUACCACGUUCCCCCCGGCGAGACGUACUCGGCCAUCGAAGCCCCCAAGGGCGAAAUGGGCGUCUACCUCGUCUCUGACGGCUCCAACAGACCGUACCGUUGCAAGAUCCGUGCUCCCGGCUUUGCCCACUUGGCAGGAUUCGACUUUAUGAGCCGUAGUCACUUUGUGCCCGAUGUGGUCGCCAUUAUUGGUACGAUGGACCUCGUCUUUGGUGAGGUGGACCGUUGAGCGGGCACGGUGGAGAAGGAGGCCGCCAGACUGUGUUUUCGUGCCGUGGCGUAGCUUGAAUAGCAUCGACUAGAUAUCAAAUCGAUUACGCGUGGCGCGUGGCGAGUGGCGAGUGGCAGUGACCGGCUAGUCAUCCGCUUCGAUCAACUCGCCCAACAGCUCGAGGAUCUUGCGCUGAUUAUCCCGAGCGGCGGGGGAGGACGUUUCGAAGAAUCCUGGUAGGCCGGCCUUGUGGAAUCGAAGCUGUUGAGCCUUGACCAUCUGAUCCC